AUGCCCAUUACAGGCCUCAUCAUAAAUGAUAGAAAACGUCCCUUCCGUGGUGGCCCUGAGCAGCAGAAGAUGCUGGGACACAGGGGGUGUUUCCGGGUUGGAAUCUGCUUGCCUCUUGUGGAGCUGGCUGAGAGGUUCACUUUCUUCGAAGUUGUCUGCACCAUGAUCCCCUUUUGCACAGGGAAGCUUGGCUACCACAGCCACCAGGCGGCCAUUCUCAACCUGUGCUUUAUUGGAGCCUCAGUCCUUACCCCUGUGUUUAUGGGAUGGCUUGCAGAUAGCUACUUCAGAAGAAACACAAUGGUGCUCAUAUCCUCAUCUCUACAUUUCCUAGGCACUGCUUUGCUAUCUGUGCUUGCUUUCCCCUUGGAGGAUUUCUAUGGAGACGCUUACCCAGUGAUCAGCAACACACCGGUGGAGGAGCGGACUGGGCUGUUUCACACUGCACUGCUGACCCUCUGCCUGGGCACAGGAGGAAUAAGAGCCGUCAUUUGUCCAGCGGAGAUAGGCUGCCUUCAGGAGCAGGAAUCAACAAAGCUGACGUCCUUUUUUGACUGGGCCUCCUGGUCCAUGAACCUGAACACAGCUGUUGUCUUUCUGGGAAUCUCAUGCGUCCAGCUCCUGGAGGCAGGGGCGCCUGUGGUCCUGCUUCCUUCUCUGUCCGUGUUCAUGGCGCUAGUAACACUUUACAUGAGGCACUGCAACCUGAUCUGUCAGCCAGAGAAACAUCGCUCCCUCCUGACUGUCUCCAGCGUGUUUGCUAAGGUCCUGAAAACACGCUGCCUGCCCUACUGCCACCUUGGUCGAGGGGCAAAGAGUUGGUUAGACCAUGCCAUGGGAAAACAUGGCGAAUGGCACAGUGAACACCAGGAGGAAGAGGCUGUCUUCUCUGCCCUUUUGCCUCUCUUCAGCUUCCAGCUCAUAUACAGAAUGUGCCUCAUGCAGAUCCCCUCGGGAUAUUAUCUUCAGACCAUGAAUUCCAACAGGAACUUGGGUGGAUUUCCUCUGCCAAUUGCAUUGAUGAAUGCCGUGAGCACUCUGCCGUUAUUAAUUCUGGCUCCCUUUAUGGAUUUCUUCAGCAACCGUCUACUUCCCUCUAAGAGAGAUGGACCAUUCCUGUCGGCAUGCAUUAUUGCUGGUAACAUUUGUGCAGCCUUGUCUGUGGCAGUAGCCGGCUUUCUAGAAAUAUACAGAAAGCUCGCCCAGCAGCCUCCUUCAAGCAAACUUUUCUCUGCUUCCUCCAUGGCCUGCAUCUGUCUGGUUCCACAGUACGUGCUGCUUGGAGUGUCUGAAGCCCUGGUGAACCCAGCCGUCUCCAUGGUAACACAGGGAGUCAUUCCAAGAACCUUCAGAGGAACUUCCAUGACUUUUUUGACGCUGUUCCAUGGAUCUGCCUGUUUCGCAGGGGCUCUGCUGGUAGAGUUGGUUUAUCUCGUCUCAGAAGGCAAUUGGUUUCCAAACACAUUAAACAAAGGCAAUUUAGAAAGCUUCUUCUUCGUGCUGGCAUCCUUGACGCUGCUGAAUGCCCUGGGAUUCUGGAGGGCUUCAGAGAGAUAUUGUAAUCUAAAUCAUUUUAAUGCCCUGCACAUCAGUGGAAGUAAUUGUGAAGAAACUCUUCUCCUCUAUGAAAAGUCUCUGACGUUUUAUGGCAGUACAGAGGAAACAUCUUCAAAUAUUGAUCUUUGGGAGACAGCCCUAUGA
Meriones unguiculatus (Mongolian gerbil) is the source of this 1701-nucleotide messenger RNA. RefSeq names its product solute carrier family 15 member 5 (gene Slc15a5). NCBI's taxonomy places the organism in Eukaryota, Metazoa, Chordata, Mammalia, Rodentia, Muridae. Gene Ontology annotation, biological process: transmembrane transport. The transcript is spliced from 9 exons. Gene Ontology annotation, cellular component: membrane. The coding region runs from base 1 to 1701 and encodes 566 amino acids. Gene Ontology annotation, molecular function: transmembrane transporter activity. The record is from RefSeq and is a predicted model, not a curated record.